AUCUCUGCCUCUGGAGUGUUUUUUUUAACUGAGGCGGAGUUAUAAACAAAGAGCAGGGAGGAGCAAUUAACAACCAUUCAUAUCUGUGUGUGAGGCUCAGAGACAGGAAGCAAACACACAUGAGAGAGCCAUAUCAUCCAGGUCAGUAGUUAGUAAUCUGGAAGAUAGUUUGCAGAAAUCUCCUCCACUAUGACUUCUGAAACAGCUGCAGAAACUGUAACGGUGAAGACAGAGGAAGGAGCAGCUGGUGCUGCAGCUGGAGGGAAACGAGAAUGGAAACGAGAGUGCCCCAUGGGUGAUCGUCACAUCCAUAGAGAAGAUGUGAGAAAAGUUUGGAAAGAAUGCCAGGAUGAAAGCUUUUGGUACAGAGCUCUCCCCCUCUCUCUGGGCAGCAUGGCUGUCACCGGCGGUCUCAUCUACAACGGAGUUUGGAAGCAAUCAAAGAGAUUGGGUUACUUUCCAAAACUAGCAGUGGCUGGAAUCCUCGGUUUCGCAGUGGGAAAAGCAUCUUAUGUUGGAACCUGCAGAAGCAAGUUUGCAGAGCUUGGCUUGAAGGACGGACCAGGAUCUGGACCCUGGUCUGAAGGAGGACGUGGACCAUGGAAAUCUGGUCCAGGACACCGACACUGCCACCAUGUGUGUGAAGAAUGUAAGAAAAAAGGUGAAGCUGCACCUGCACCUUCAGAACAAGCCAAAAUCUAGAGUCUCAUCAGAGACGCUGAGGCACGGCCUGUCAGAGUGGAAGUAUCAACCGCAGCUUUUCUAUAUGAAUGCUCUAAAUACUGCAUAUAAUAUCUCCAAAAUGUCAAUGUAAUAUUUUGUAUGUUCACCAGGAACUAUGCACAAGUUUGGCACUAGGGGGAGCUGCUGUCUUAUCGUGCUCUAUAUCCAUGUGUAAAGAUAAUUCAGUUUGAAGGCAUAACUGCACUAGCAGGAAUAUAAACAUUUAUUUUUAAAGUAA
Cheilinus undulatus (humphead wrasse) is the source of this 961-nucleotide messenger RNA. RefSeq names its product OCIA domain containing 2 (gene ociad2). Lineage: Eukaryota; Metazoa; Chordata; Actinopteri; Labriformes; Labridae. The record is from RefSeq and is a predicted model, not a curated record. Gene Ontology annotation, cellular component: mitochondrial inner membrane. The coding region runs from base 190 to 702 and encodes 170 amino acids. The transcript is spliced from 7 exons.